Messenger RNA from Harpegnathos saltator (Jerdon's jumping ant), 719 nucleotides. Its product is annotated as alpha-crystallin A chain. The record is from RefSeq and is a predicted model, not a curated record. Gene Ontology annotation, biological process: response to heat; protein refolding. Gene Ontology annotation, cellular component: cytoplasm; nucleus. Lineage: Eukaryota; Metazoa; Arthropoda; Insecta; Hymenoptera; Formicidae.
GACGCGAUCAGUAGAGAAGCGACUAUCGUCGGGGUUGAUUUGAUUAUCGCAGCGUAGACGAUCUACCGUAAAUUUGCUUCACACGCGUCGUACUUGAACGGUUUGGCGUGAACUUUAAUCGACGGAAUGAGCAGAUACAGAGGAUUGCUAUUUCCAAAAUUAUUUUCCUCCUGAUGGAAAACUCUGGAACAAUCACAUCGCUGGUCGUUUCAGCCGGACCACCGAAUCACGAUAAAUCUACAUCCUGAUCAUUUGUUCAAGGCUUGUUCGACGUUUGACAGGUUUGGACAGGAUAGCAAGUUCGAGAGAUAGCUGGAGAAUUUCUCUCGAUCGUGGAGCGAGUUUCUGCAAGAGUACGAGAGUGAUUGGUCCAUCGUGAAGAACAAAAAGAAUAAUUUCCAGAUUAGGUUAGACAUGCAGGAGUUUAAACCUGACGAAAUCAGUAUCAGAUUGAUGGACAAUUUCGUUAUCGUCGAAGAAAAACAUGAAAAAAAGAAGGACGAGCACGGAACGAUUUCCAGACAUUUCGUAAGAAAGUACAUGGUUCCGCAACAAUGCGAUCUGAAAAAGGCAACGAAUACCCUCUCAUCGAACGGCUUUCUAACAAUCAUAGUGCCGAAAAGGCCGGAAGCUCAAGAUGACAAGAAAGAGAGGAUCAUUAACGUCGAAUAUACUACCCAGCAAACACAAUAUUACAUGUAACGUGCAUGUUAGUUGUA